This is a messenger RNA of Phytophthora infestans T30-4, 2800 nucleotides long. RefSeq names its product pyruvate, phosphate dikinase, putative. Lineage: Eukaryota; Oomycota; Peronosporomycetes; Peronosporales; Peronosporaceae. The transcript has a single exon. Gene Ontology annotation, biological process: pyruvate metabolic process; phosphorylation. Gene Ontology annotation, molecular function: kinase activity; ATP binding; pyruvate, phosphate dikinase activity. Bases 68 to 2770 code for a protein of 900 amino acids. The record is from RefSeq and is a predicted model, not a curated record.
CUCAACUAACUCAAUCAAGAGCAAGCAUACAAGCAAGCAAGCAACCCCAACAGAAACAUCCGAAAGCAUGAGUCAAGUGCUGCAGCACUCGAGCGUCUUCACAUUUGUGAAGGGCGAAAGCAAGGGCGAUGGCAGCAUGAAGUCGCUGCUGGGUGGCAAGGGUGCCAACCUGUGCCAGAUGGCGCGCAACGGCGUGAACGUGCCGCCCGGACUGACCAUCACGACGGAGGUGUGCCAAGAAUUCUACGCAGUGGGCGGACGCCUGCCAAACGGCCUGAUGAACGAGGUGCACAAUGGCGUGCGUCUGAUGGAGAAGGCGCUGGGUGUGACGUUCGCUGACGUGACGAACCCGCUGCUGGUGUCGGUGCGCUCGGGCGCGGCCAUCUCGAUGCCAGGCAUGAUGGACACAGUGCUCAACCUGGGUCUAAACGACGAGAUCGUCGAGGGGGUGGCCAAACGCGGUGGUGACCGCUUCGCAUACGACUGCUAUCGUCGCCUGCUGCAGAUGUUCGGCGACGUAGUGCUCGAGAUCCCGCACGACGACUUCGAGGCUGAGCUGUCGGCCAUGAAGCAAGAGCGUCACGUGACGUUCGACGUGGAGCUGACCGCCAGCGACCUAAAGGAGCUGGUGCAGACGUACAAGAAGGUGUAUGAGAAGCACGGCAAGUCGUUCCCGUCCGACCCAUGGGAGCAGAUGCGCAUGGGCAUCGAAGCCGUGUUCCGCUCGUGGAACAUCCCGCGCGCCGUCAAAUACCGUGAAAUCAACAAGAUCACAGGUCUCAAGGGCACGGCUGUGAACGUGCAGGCCAUGGUGUACGGCAACAUCAACGACCAGUCGUGCACAGGUGUACUGUUCACGCGUAACCCGGCCAACGGCGAGAACAAGCUGUACGGCGAGUUCCUGUUGAACGCUCAAGGUGAAGACGUGGUAGCAGGCAUCCGUACGCCGCAGCCCAUAUCGGAGCUGGCGGAAAAGAUGCCGGUCGUGUACAAGGAGCUGGAUGAGACGGUGCACAACCUGGAGACCCACUUCAAGGACAUUCAGGACACGGAAUUUACCGUGCAGGACGGCGUGCUGUUCAUGCUGCAGACGCGCAACGGCAAGCGCACGGGUCCUGCGGCUCUGAAGAUCGCCGUGGACAUGUGGCGUGAGAAGCUGAUCACGGAGGAGGAGGCUGUGAUGCUGGUGGAGCCACGACACCUGGACCAGCUUCUGCACCCGAGCUUCGCCAACGAGAAGGCGUACCAGAAGGACGUACUAUGCCGAGGUCUGCCGGCGUCACCGGGUGCGGCUGUGGGCAAGAUCGUCUUCACGGCGGCAGACGCAGAAGCGUGGUUCGCACGCGGCGAGAACGUGAUGCUGGUGCGUGAGGAGACGUCUCCGGAAGACGUCGGUGGCAUGCACGCUGCCGAGGGUAUUCUGACAUCGCGUGGUGGCAUGACAUCGCACGCUGCUGUGGUGGCUCGAGGCUGGGGCAAGCCGUGCGUGUGCGGCUGCAGCGCGCUGUCGAUUGACGCGAACACCAAGACGAUGCGCGUGAGCACGGCGGAUGGCGCCGAGGUGGUUUUGCGUGAGGGAGACUACAUCAGCAUGAACGGUACGACAGGCGAGGUGGUUCUGGGCAAGCAGGAGCUACAGAAGGCUGUGAUGAGCGGAGAGCUGGAGCAGUUCAUGAAGUGGGUGGACGCGCACCGCCGCAUGGAGGUGUUUACGAACGCAGACACGCCCGAAGACGCUCGCGAGGCCCGUGCGCAUGGCGCACAGGGUAUCGGCCUCACGCGCACGGAGCACAUGUUCUUUAGCUCUGCGCAGCGUAUCGCUGCCGUGCGUCGCAUGAUCGGUGCUGUGGAGCUGGACUCUCCGGCGCAGCAGGAGGCUCUGGAUGCUCUGUGUACGUUCCAGAAGAGUGACUUCGAAGGCAUCUUCCGUGCCAUGGACGGUCUUCCAGUGACCAUCCGUAUGCUGGAUCCGCCGCUGCACGAGUUCCUGCCGCACGAGGGCAGUGCUCUUGACGAGCUGUGCGCGACGCUGGCGCAGGAGAUGACGGUGAGCAAAAAGACGGUGGAGUCACGUCUGGCCAGUCUAAAGGAGGCAAACCCGAUGAUGGGUCUGCGUGGCUGCCGGCUGGGCAUCGUGCACCCAGGUAUCACGGAGAUGCAGGCGAAGGCCAUCGCAGAGGCCGCCGUGACGAUGGUGGGCGAGGGUAUCGCGGUGCAUCCGCACAUCAUGAUCCCGCUAGUUGGCUCGAUCGAGGAGCUGGAACAGCAGGUGAAGCUGGUGAGGUCGGUGGUGCAGGACGUGAUCGACAAGCACGGCAAGUCGUUCGACUACAAGGUUGGUACAAUGAUUGAGGUACCGCGUGGCGCGCUGCAGGCCGGCAGACUGGCCGAGGUGGCGGAAUUCUUCUCGUUCGGCACGAACGACUUGACGCAGAUGACGUUCGGCAUUUCUCGCGACGAUGCGCAAGCCAAGUUCCUCUCGUACUUCGUGAAGCAUGGCCUGCUGGAGAAGGAUCCGUUCGAGACGCUGGACCAGGAGGGCGUGGGCGAGCUGGUGCGUCUGGCCGUGGGGCGUGGCCGCGCGACGCGUCCUGAGAUCGAGCUGGGUAUCUGUGGCGAGCACGGUGGAGACCCGCAGUCGAUCGAGUUCUUCGAGAAGGUGGGCCUCAAGUACGUAUCGUGCUCUCCGAUGCGCGUAAUGAUCGCUCGUCUGGCGGCUGCGCAGGCGGCUCUGAAGCUGAAGAAGAGCUCGCCCGUUCCCGGUGCUUAAGGGGUCGAUUGACACCACUAUUUGGAGGUG